AUGGCCGACGUCACGCGGGACGACCGCGGGCAACGACGCGCGCGUCUCCUCCCCUCGGCUGACGCGGUCGUCUUCCUGCACAGACACGUGCGCCGUGACCUGGCCAACCUCCCACUCGGGAAACGGCCUCCGGGCCAGAUCUGGGUGUGGGGCUGCAUGGAGCCUCCUCCCUAUGCUCACCUGCCCAGAGGUCUCCACACGGUCUUCAACUGGACACUCACCUACAGGCCGGAUUCGGAUGUCCCCACCCCGUACGGAUGGCUGGAGCCCCGGGAGGAGGGUGAGGAGGGGGGGGAGCCUCCGUGUGGCUCCGCCCUCAAAUCGGCACGAGCCACCAACCUCAGCGCCUACGCCUGCUCCGGCAAGAGCGAGCUGGUGGCCUGGGCCGUGUCCCACGGGGGCGCCGCGUCUGGCCGCGACGCCUACCACCGCGAGCUGGCGCUCCACCUGCGCGUGGCCGUGUACGGCCGCGGCGCCGGGCGCACGGCCCUGCCCCAACUCCCCGCGGCGGCGGGGGGUACGGCCCCGGUCCUCUCUCGCUACCUCUUCUACCUCGCCUUCGAGAACGCGCGCUCCCGCCACUACGUCACCGAGAAGCUGUGGGCCAACGCCCUCGGCUCGGCGGCCGCCGUGCCCGUCGCCCUGGGGCCCCCGCGGGGCGACUACGAGAGGGCGACGCUGCCGCCCGCCGCCUUCCUGCACGUGGACGACUUCGCGUCGCCCCGCGAGCUGGCGCUUCGCCUGCGGGCGCUGGCGGCCGACGGGGCGGCGUACGGGCGCAUGCACGCGUGGCGGCGGCGCUACCGGGCGCGGAGCGCGCGCGGCUGGGACGAGCGGCUGUGCGCCGUAUUUCGCUUCUCCAUCUCCGCAGCGGACGUUCCCCUACUCCAUGCGCUUUUCCCACCAUUGGCUACCAGGGCGGUCACUUUCAACGACCCACUGGGGGCCCUUUUAAUGGUAGCCUUGACGGUGUUCCGGUCAAAGCCAAAACACGCGUAA
Lethenteron reissneri (Far Eastern brook lamprey) is the source of this 999-nucleotide messenger RNA. Its product is annotated as alpha-(1,3)-fucosyltransferase 7-like. Gene Ontology annotation, cellular component: membrane. Gene Ontology annotation, molecular function: alpha-(1->3)-fucosyltransferase activity. Lineage: Eukaryota; Metazoa; Chordata; Hyperoartia; Petromyzontiformes; Petromyzontidae. The record is from RefSeq and is a predicted model, not a curated record.